Molecule: messenger RNA, 567 nt
Organism: Brugia malayi
Lineage: Eukaryota; Metazoa; Nematoda; Chromadorea; Rhabditida; Onchocercidae
Exons: 4
Coding region: 1-567 (188 amino acids)
Source: RefSeq, a predicted model, not a curated record
AUGCUGAAGGCAGCUAUUUUGCUCAUGUUACACUCAACUUAUGCAAAAGUUCAAAAUUAUGAGACAGGUGAUAAUUCAACUGUCAAGGGUUGCUCGAGUCAUUGUUCUUUUCACGACGGUAAUCUAACAUGCUUAAAUGGAUCAUUGGAGUUUUAUGAACGUCUUCUGUUGGCACAAAUGAAACAUUUUGUUGCAGUUCAAAUGCACAUUGAUCAGUGGUACAAAUGGCAUAAACACGGGCAUCGUAAUUAUACGGAAAUAAAGAAGGAAAUAAUCACAAAACUUUCCACAUAUUUGGAACCGGAAGAUGUAGUCGAUGAAGGGACAAUUGCUACUGUAAUUGAUGUUCUAAUAGACACUGUAGAGAAAGGAACUGAAAUGGUGGAAGAAAAAGAAGAGAAAAUACCACGUUUCACUUGUCCGUUACCUUGUGAGUAUCGUUACGACAUAUGGCGUAAUGUAUUCAUUGCUUCGAUGGUUUUAAAUUUACUACUUGUAAUUACCAUUAUUCCAUUUAUCGUAUCACUUAUUAGGUCUGAUGUUCCAGAACAAUUGGUAAGACGAUAA